AUGCGGCAGAUAUCCCCAGUCAUCAUGGGGCUUCCAUCCACAACGAAUGGCCGUGAUGGCGGCCUCCAGGAAGAUGAAGCCGGAUACGAGCUGCACAACGAUGGCGACGUUACCGGCAUACGACGACCUCUCCCAUCUCCUCCCCCAGCUAGCAUCUUUGCUUUCGUUAGUUUCCCCGAAGAAAUCGACGUUAGUGCUCGUAACCUCCUUUGUACUUAUUUCACCUAUUUGAAGACCAACAUGUACCCAAUCGCCAAGUACUCUGCUUCCGAUCCCACCGACAUUUAUUGGUUCCAUUGGACCCAGCUCGAUCUAGCCUAUCUCCACGCCAUCCUGUACACCACCUCGUUCUUCUUCGAUGAUCUGACAGGGCGGAAGAGCGAAAGAACAAAAUAUCACUCAUAUCGAACUGUCAGCGAACUCAAUAAACAGCUCAGCGAUCCACAGACUGCCUUGACUGACUCCACAACGACGGUGGUCAUGUUCAUGCUCUUUAUCACGGAGUGCUUUGGAGAUAUGGAGAGCGCCCACAUGCAUAUGAUGGGGCUGAAAAAAAUCAUCGAUCUUCGUGGGGGCCUGAAGUCGUACGAAGGAAAGCCUCUUCUCCAGGAAAAGAUCCGCCGGUAA
Molecule: messenger RNA, 627 nt
Organism: Colletotrichum costaricense
Lineage: Eukaryota; Fungi; Ascomycota; Sordariomycetes; Glomerellales; Glomerellaceae
Exons: 2
Coding region: 1-627 (208 amino acids)
Source: RefSeq, a predicted model, not a curated record